ACGUCACACUUUCCGUCAUCGUUGUCAAAUGGUCAAUCCCCAGUUACUACAACUACAAACUCCCCAAAACCUCCAACCCUUCCAACAAGGGUUCUUCUUGAACAUCAAUCAUUCGGUUUUUUGUUUUGCAUAGUUUUGCAAGAUUCUUGCUUUCGCGGUCACUAUUUAUUUCCAACCACUACCAUUUACCUUCACAGUCAGUCAGUCACGCUAUCAGUUCUCUCAAAAAGGAACAAACUACUGCUUUUUUUAAGCUACAAACUUAAUUUGCGUCCUUUUUAGUUUUAAUUAACAAAAUACAUUCCAUUUUAUUGUACAAAAUAAUAAAUUAAUUAGUUUUUAUCACAAACUAACACUCAAGUAGAAAAAGAUACCAUCAAAAAAUCUUUCCGUCCGAUAAGAAAGAACUUUUUAUUAAUGAAAUCUGAUUAAAGCACUAACUGAAGUACAAAACCCAUCAGCAACAUGACCGAUCAGAACGCACCUGCACCCCGUCUGGGACGUUGGUAUUUUGGUGGUGUAGCCAGCGCUGGCGCUGCCUGCUGCACCCAUCCCUUGGAUUUGAUUAAAGUAAAUUUACAAACUCAACAAGGGAAAUUGUCCGUCGUUCCUCUAACUGCCAAAAUUAUUCGAGAUCAAGGAAUCACUGCUCUCUACAGUGGAUUAUCGGCUUCUAUUCUCCGUCAACUGACAUAUUCUAUGACUCGUUUCGGUAUCUAUGAAGUCGGUAAACAAAACAUCGAAACCAACACUCUGAUGGGCAAGAUAUUUCUAGCUAGUAUGUCUGGGGCAAUUGGUGGAUUGGUAGGCACUCCAGCCGAUAUGGUAAACGUAAGAAUGCAGAACGAUGUUAAACUGCCAGCUGAAUCUAGAAGAAAUUACAAGAACGCAUUCGAUGGACUCAUUCGUGUGUACAAAACUGAAGGAUUCAAGCAACUCUUCUCAGGCGCAACUACAGCUGUCAGUCGAGGAGUCUUAAUGACAGUCGGGCAAAUCGCUUUUUACGAUCAAAUCAAAUCACUGCUUCUGGAUUCAAAAUUCUUCAAAGAUGAUUUACGCACACAUUUUCUUGCUUCAUUAGGAGCUGGAGCUAUUGCAACAACUCUCACCCAACCCUUGGAUGUACUUAAGACCCGCACCAUGAAUGCCAAACCGGGUGAAUUCGCCGGCUUGUGGGACAUAGUGAAAUUUACUGCCCGUUUGGGCCCUAUGGGAUUCUUUAAGGGCUACAUUCCAGCAUUUGUCCGCCUUGGUCCACAUACUAUUAUAACAUUUGUGUUCCUUGAACAACUUAGACUCAAUUUUGGAAGUAUUCCGGAACCAAAAAAAAUUGCCUAAAUCUCAAAAUGCAUUUACAAACGAAUAGAUGAAAAUAUAUAAGAAAAAAAAACAGCGAAAGAGCCUAGUUUAAUGGCACAUUUCUGUGUCCAACAUAGUUUAUGUAUGAAACUUUAGAGAAAAAACAAUUUUAUUUAACAAAUUAACAAGUUUUCGUUUUUGAAACUUGCCGAAGUCACACAGAUUAACAUUAUUAAUUUGCAUUUUAUUCUAUGUAUUUAUUUGAAAUAAGCUUUUAUUUUUUCUACAACGAUAUUUGUUAUAAAA
Molecule: messenger RNA, 1605 nt
Organism: Episyrphus balteatus (marmalade hoverfly)
Lineage: Eukaryota; Metazoa; Arthropoda; Insecta; Diptera; Syrphidae
Gene: Dic1
Product: mitochondrial dicarboxylate carrier
Exons: 5
Coding region: 466-1338 (290 amino acids)
Biological process (GO): thiosulfate transport; phosphate ion transmembrane transport; malate transmembrane transport
Molecular function (GO): oxaloacetate transmembrane transporter activity; succinate transmembrane transporter activity; malate transmembrane transporter activity
Source: RefSeq, a predicted model, not a curated record